Molecule: messenger RNA, 6280 nt
Organism: Mirounga angustirostris (Northern elephant seal)
Lineage: Eukaryota; Metazoa; Chordata; Mammalia; Carnivora; Phocidae
Gene: ZNF283
Product: zinc finger protein 283
Exons: 5
Coding region: 207-2261 (684 amino acids)
Biological process (GO): regulation of transcription by RNA polymerase II
Molecular function (GO): DNA-binding transcription factor activity, RNA polymerase II-specific; RNA polymerase II cis-regulatory region sequence-specific DNA binding
Source: RefSeq, a predicted model, not a curated record
CCAGAUUCCCAGCCUCCCAGGACGUUCCGGCUCUUACUUCCCAUAAGCCUGUGGGUCCGUUUCCGGUGUCCUGAAGGUUUUUGGACUCGGCGAGUUGAGGUGCUCGCGUCGGGGGAAGUAAUCAGCGCCGGGUCAGAACCGGCAGCGAGGGUGGGGGUGACUCCGGGCAGCGCCCGAGUUGAGGAGGCCCGGGUCGCGGACAGGGCAUGUCGCGUUCGGAGCCUCCAGCCUGUGUGCGCGCGAGCGGUUGCGAAGGAUGGUGUGCGACGGCCGGCGUGGCCGGGCCGGGAAGCACCCUGAGGAGGAGGCAAGAACUGUUGCAUAUUUUGAAAUCAAGGUUCAGCUCUGGCUUUUCUGGAUUCUGUGCUUCACCAAUCGAGGAACCCCAUGGAUUAUUAAUUAGUUCUUGCAGUUCUAGAACCAUGACUGAUGGCUUGGUGACUUUCAGGGAUGUGGCCAUCGACUUCUCUCAGGAGGAGUGGGAGUGCCUGGACCCUGCUCAGAGAGACUUGUACAUGGAUGUGAUGUUGGAGAACUAUAGUAACUUGGUCUCAUUGGAUUUGGAGUCAACAUAUGAGACCAAAAAUACAAUUUCAGAAAAAGACAUUUUUGAAAUAAAUUUUUCCCAAUGGGAGAUGAAGGAAAGAAGUAAAACUCUUGGCCUUGAGGCAUCCAUUUUCGAAAAUAAUUCUAAGUGCAAAAGCAAAUUUGAGGGACCACAGGGACAUCAAGAGGGAUACUUUAGUCAAAUGAUAAUUAGCUAUGGAAAAAUGCCCACUUAUAGAAAAAGUAAAUCUUUUAGUGCACAUCAAAGAAUUCAUAAUAGAGAGAAACUCUAUGUUUGUAAGGAAUGUGGGAAGGCAUGUAGUCAUGGCUCAAAACUUGUUCAACAUGAGCGAACUCAUACAGCUGAAAAAAAACACUUUGAAUGUAAAGAAUGUGGGAAGGACUUUUUUAGUGCCUAUCGACUCACUGUGCAUCAGAGAUUUCAUACUGGUGAGAAACCCUACGGAUGUAAGGAAUGUGGGAAGACCUUUAGUUGGGGAUCUAGUCUUGUUAAACAUGAAAGAAUCCAUACUGGUGAGAAACCCUAUGAAUGUAAAGAAUGUGGCAAGGCCUUCAGUCGUGGCUAUCACCUCACUCAACAUCAGAAAAUUCAUAUUGGUGUGAAAUCUUACGAAUGUAAGGAAUGUGGGAAGACCUUUUUUUGGGGCUCAAGCCUAGCUAAACAUGAGAUAAUUCAUACUGGUGAGAAACCUUAUAAAUGUAAAGAAUGUGGGAAGGCCUUCAGUCGUGGCUAUCAACUUACUCAACAUCAAAAAAUCCAUACUGGUAAGAAGCCUUAUGAAUGUAAAGUAUGUGGAAAGGCUUUUUGUUGGGGUUAUCAACUUACUCGACAUCAGAUAUUUCAUACUGGCAAGAAACCGUAUGAAUGUAAGGAGUGUGGGAAGACCUUUAAUUGUGGCUCAAGUCUUGUUCAACAUGAGAGAAUCCAUACUGGUGAGAAACCCUAUGAAUGUAAAGAAUGUGGGAAGGCCUUCAGUCGUGGCUAUCACCUCACUCAACAUCAGAAAAUCCAUACUGGUGAGAAACCUUUUGAAUGUAAGGAAUGUGGGAAGGCCUUUAGUUGGGGUUCAAGCCUUGUUAAACAUGAGAGAGUCCAUACUGGUGAGAAAACCUAUGAAUGUAAAGAAUGUGGGAAGGCCUUUGGUAGUGGCUAUCAACUUACUCGACAUCAGAUAUUUCAUACUGGCGAGAAACCCUAUGAAUGUAAAGAAUGUGGGAAGGCCUUUAACUGUGGCUCAAGUCUUACUCAACAUGAGAGAGUCCAUACUGGUGAGAAACCCUAUGAAUGUAAAGAAUGUGGGAAGGCCUUCAGUCGUGGCUAUCACCUCACUCAACAUCAGAAAAUCCAUACUGGUGAGAAACCUUUUAAAUGUAAGGAAUGUGGGAAGGCCUUUAGUUGGGGUUCAAGCCUUGUUAAACAUGAGAGAAUCCAUACUGGUGGGAAAUCCUAUGAAUGUAAAGAAUGUGGGAAGGCCUUUGGUAGUGGCUAUCAACUUAGUGUUCAUCAGAGAUUUCAUACUGGUGAGAACCCUUAUCAGUGUACAGAAUUUGGGAAGACCUUUGUUCAUGGCUCAAAUCUUGUUCAACAUGAGAGAACUAGUAAUGAUAAGCCUUAUGAAUAUAAAGGAUGUGGGGAAGCCUUUAUAUGGACAACUUAUUCAAAUGAAACAGUUGAUACUGGUGAAACUUUAUGAUUGAAGAGAUGAAAGAAAAUUUUUUAUGUGUAUAAACAACUUAACAUGAGGAAUCUUAAUCUUGAGAAAGCUUAUGAAUGUAGGGAAUGUGCAAAAGCCUUAUCUGUGUGUGGACAAUUUACUUGAUAUCAGAAAAUUCAUACUAGUGAGAAAUACUUUGAAUAUAAGGAAUAUGAAAAGGCCCUUAGAAUUUUAUACAGUCUUAUUGAAUAUCAGUUUAUACUGAUGUGAAAUCAUUUAAAUGUAAGGAAUGUGUGAAGAUCUUUAUUCAUGGCACAAAAGUCUGGUAAACAUUGGGGAAUUUUUACUCAUUAGAAACACUUUAAGGGGGGCACCUGGGUGGCUCAGAUGGUUAAGCGUCUGCCUUCGGCUCAGGUCAUGAUCUCAGGGUCCUGGGAUCGAGUCCCGCAUCGGGCUCCCUGCUCCUUGGGAGCCUGCUUCUCCCUCUGCCUCUCUCUCUCUCUCAUGAAUAAAUAAAUAAAAUCUUUAAAAAAAAAAAAAAAAAAAAAAAAAAAAAAAAAAGAAACACUUUAAGGAAUGUAGGAAGAACCAAAACCUAAUUCAGUUUUUGCUGUGUGCAUUAGAGAACUCAUACUGCUGUGAAAUUUUAUGAAUUUAAGGAAUUUGGGAAGGCUUACAAAUGUGAUAAAUAUCUUAGGGUAUAUCAUAGACUGAAUGCAAAUGAGAAACCCUUUAAAUUGGGAUCUAGGAAGGCCUUUAGACAAGAACUACUAGAACUGUUGUCUAGAGACUUGUGCCAGUCCACAAAAUUGUUACCUUUCCAUCAUGAGAUGAAUGUGGAAAAUAAGAGUAAGUGUUUGGAAACUUAUAGCAAUUUCAUAUUGCCAUCACAUUAUCAUUGUGUUUUAUAAAAGUAUCAAUCAGCUCAUGAAUGAUUAGAAGUUAAAAAGUUUGCCCUUUCCAAGAAAUAAUUUGAGAGACAACAUUCAGUUUUAAAAACAGGAGACAGGUCACAAUAAAAUUUAAUUAGAAUAAAUGCUUCACUUGUCACUUCUCUGAUUAGAAUAGCAGAAUAUUCACACUACAGGAAGAUUUGGCUAAUGUGUGAGUCACAACUUCCUUAUGCCUGUAAUAGCAUAAUUUAUAACAAAUAGUGUUCAUUUAAUGAAGGUAUAGAAGCCUUCCGACACUAUUCAACCUUUGUUAAACUUCAGCGAAUUCAUCCUGGAGAAUAACCUUAUCAAUGUAACAAAUACAGGAAAUCUCUCACACAUGGCACAAACCAAACUUACUGUCCUCACCAUUCCACCUUCUUACUACCUAUGGGUAGUAUGCAUCAGAUCCUUGGAAGAGUAUCUCGUAUGUAGCCUAAGCUCAAUACAUGUUUGCUAUUGUUCUUAUUAUCUUCAUCAUUAGUAUUACUACUAGUGAAUUCUUAUGAAAAGAAUGCUCAUUGGUGUAAUGAAUUUAGACAAGAUUCCAUAACCACUCAUCCAUUUGAAUUUCAGAUAGUUCUCAUUAUGGAUAAAAUCUAGAAAAACACGAACUUGAGAGGAUUUUUAUUCAGAGUUUAUCCCUUAAGCUGCAUAAAAAAUGAAGGCUGAAAAGAAAUGUGGACUUAGUGUUAAAGAUGCUGGGAAUAUACCUAUUGAAGAACCAGGGAGAGGUGUGAAGCAAUUUGCCUGUGAUGAAUAAAAACAGAGAAGUAGCCAGUGACUUAAGAUUCUCUGCUCACAUUUUGAGAUAAAUUACAAAUUAAAAAAACCAAAAAUUUGUCCGUUUGGGAAUUCUUUCCCCAAAUUUUAUAUUACAAAUUUCAGGCACUUAGAAAAAUUUAAAGAACAGUAUAAUAAACAUCCAUGUACUCUAUUUAGAAUCAGUAAUUAUUAACAUUUGAUCAUAUUUGCUUUCUCUCUGAAAUUAUAGGUAUGUAUGUGUACAUAUACUCACCAAUAUCUUAUGACAUAGAAGUGAUACUUAAUUCCUGAAUAUAUUAGCAUGCAUCUUUUAAGAAUAAGAACAGCCUUUAAUACCAUGGUCACACAAGAAAAUUAUCAGUAAUUCUGUAAUAUUCUUUUAUAUUCACUUCAUAUGUCCCAAUACUCCCAAGGUAUCCUAUUGCUAUUUAUUUUCUAACCAGUAUCUUUUCUAUAUUCAUGUAUUGCAUUUGGUUAUCAUGUCUCUAGAUUUUAAUCUUGAAAAGACUUUUUGAAAUGUUAAGGAAAGCUGUUUUAUAGAAUGCCAUGCAUUCUGGAUUGGUUUCUUCCCUCAUGGUGAGCUUUAAUUUGUGCCUCUAUCCUUUGUAUCUCUCAUAAAGUCGAGUUAGAGCCAGAGACUUAAACAUUUUUGGCCAGAAUACAUGAUAUUUGGUGAUACAUACUUCAUAUUGCAGUACACCAGAAACACAUAAUACCCAUUUUUCUCACUACUGCCAAUGCUAAGUUUGGUCAUUUGCUUAAGAUGGUGACUGCUAGAGCUCUCCAUUAUAAAGGUCCAUUAUACAACUAGUAAGAUUGGUGAACCUUUUAACUACUUUUGAAAAUGUAGUCCUGUCAUAUGUAUAUGUAAGUUCUGAAUUAAAGAUAAAAUGGAAACAAUUACAGAUUGUUCAAAAAAGAAUGAUAGUUAAAUUGUGUAUCAGAAGUUGUAGAAUGUGCCUGAGGCUCUAUUCAGUGGAAAAUACCUUUUAAUGUGUCUUGGAGGAAACCAAGAUGCAUCUGGCCAGAUGGAGGGCCAGAACUAUGCUUUGUUUUCCCCAGUAUCUGCACCAUCCCUGUCACACUGAACUAAGAAGCUAGAAAAAUAACAAACCCUAAACCAAUAUACAGAAGCAAUUUAUAUAACUAAAAUUGUCCCAGAAUUUCUGAAAUUAUGUCUCAAAAAUUACCAGUACUGAAUAGUACUUGACAAACAGUGGGAUUCUCUGGUUAAUGAAGCCUAUGAAGUAGAAACUACUAAAUCCCCUCUCAAGGAAAAAUCAAAAGCACCUAGUCAACUUAGAAAACUAGAGUAUUCUAUUGAAUGAAAUUGUUUGACCUCAUUUAAACUGGUGAUCUCAAACUUUACCAUGGAAAUACUGAUGCCCAUUACCUAUUUGCAUCUUAGGGAUAUGAAACUGCUUUGGGAAUGCUGCCAUAACUAGGAGGCCCUAAAGUUGGAUAUUUCAGUCACUAAGUCUGCUUGUUAUGAUGGAAUGGUAGUUAGCAUCAUGCUCUCAAAUGAUUGCCUUCUAAUGUUUUCUUUUAUUCGUGAGUAAAAAUCUUUGUUGUAUCUAAGUCAAAAGGGCUCCUGAGUUAUCAAUGUCAUUUCAUCAUCUCUUCCUGCAAUUGUAUAGUAUUUAAUUUGUUAAUGUGAUAAUUUAUAUUGACAGAUUGUUUGAUUUUCUCCCAUUCCUGGAUAUACCCAGGUUAAUUAUUGGUAUAUGUAUGUAUUCUGGUGCACUGCUAGAUUUCACUUGCUACUAUUUUAUUUAGAAUUUUUACAUCUCAUGAGUGAGAUUAUAUAAAAGUUAUACUUUUGAGGUAUUUUUGUUAGUUUUUGUAUUGCAAUUACCUGUUCUUUAAAAUUGUAUGACUGUAUUGGGUUAUUUUGUUUUGAAUUGGAGAUCUUUAAUCACUUUUCUAGUUCCGUCUGUUGAUUUUCUUAUCUUUGAAGUUCUACUUUGGACACAACAAAUUCAGAGUGCCCAGCACAAUUCUUUUAAGGAGGCUUUGCAGCCAUGUAGUACCAGCUAAGAUUCACAUAAAAGGAGCAUUACAACAUUGAAAAUCCUUCAUUAUGUCUUCUUGGGAGUACUAUGUUGGGAAAUCAGAGCUCCUUAUCAGACUGUUAUGAUCGUACUUGUGCAUGUUUUUCUCCAUAUACUGAAAGUGGAGUUGCUUGGGUUUGGUCAUGGGUAUGCCUAUGUUCAACUUUAGUAAGUUUAAUUUUUCUAAAUAGGUUCCAAAAAUUCCAACUGGCACUCCCACCAACUGUAUGAAUGUUCUGCUUUCUCCAUAUCCUUGACAAUAUUUGGCAUCAUCAAUUAAAAAGAAAAGUGUUUGCUACUCUGGUAGGUA